AAUUCAGACACUAUUCCUUCUUAUUUUCUCCAAAAGAUCAACAGAUUUCAAACACACGCGCCACCGUCAGCGCGUGUCAUAAAAUAGUUCCAACAAAUAAAAUAAUAAUCCACUUUUUAGUAGUAGUUGCUCGAUCCCACGUCUUUCUCGCUAACUCUGAGAGUGAAAUGUCACCUCCAUUACUCAUUAACUACAAAAACAAUUAUUCAACUGUAAACACAAAUACCUACCAAAAAAAGAAAAAAAUUUAGCCAAUUAUAUGUAAAUAAUUUUUUUUUUUUUUUUUUUGAUAUUUCGUUUGUUUCUUGAAUCUCUGUCAAAUGGGUAGUCACAAAAGCAAUUAUAUGAUCUGGGUAUGUCACAUUUUGUUCUUGUUGUAACUCUGAUUUGGAUUCUUGAGCUGCAGUUAUUGGGUUUCCAAGAUUGAAUUUUUUUUUUAGCUAAUCAUAUGGUAGAGUAGAAAAAAUUACUUUUUUUGUUGUUGAUAUUUUGUUUGUUUCUUGAAUCUCUGUCAAAUGGGGGUCCCAUUUUGUUCUUCUUGUUGAAACUCUGAUCUUGGUUCUUGAGCUGCAGCUAUUGGGUUUCCAAGAUUGAGAUUUUUUUUAAAUUUUUUUUGGUUAUUUGAGGAGUUUUUAAGUUAGCAAGUUUGGAUAUUUUCAAGAAUGUGGAGGGACCCUGGAGCUCCAGCUGAUUCUUUUUACCAGGUUCUCCCUGAAUGUACAGAUGUUCCAAAAACAAGAUUCAGAAUCAAGGCUGGGAAAACCUUAAGUGCAAGGAAAUGGCGUGCUGCAUUUACAUCAGAAGGUUAUCUUGACAUUCGCAAAACACUAAGUCGAAUUUAUCGUGGGGGGAUUCAUCCAUCAAUUAGAGGUGAAGUUUGGGAAUUUUUACUGGGUUGUUAUGAUCCAAAGAGCACAUUUGAGGAAAGAGAGCAGAUACGGCAACUGAGGAGGUCCCAGUAUGCUGUACUGAAAGAAGAAUGCCGCACAAUGUUUUCCAUGAUCGGAAGUGGUAGUUUUAUUACUGCACCUGUAAUUACUGAAAACGGUGACCCAAUCCUUGAUCCUAUUACUCUCCAAGAGGCACAAGCAGCAAAAGAAUUAAGUUCCGGUGGUCAGCAAAAUGGUAAUCCUGGAUGUGAAAUGGUAAAGGAGCACGACAAAAGAAUAAUCCAGUGGAAACUCUCAUUACACCAGAUAGGGCUCGAUGUUGUUCGCACCGACAGGACACUUGUCUUUUACGAGAAACAGGAGAAUCUAGCCAAGCUUUGGGAUAUUCUGUCUGUGUAUGCAUGGUUUGGCAAAGAUGUUAAUUAUUGUCAAGGAAUGAGCGAUCUCUGCUCUCCCAUGAUUAUUCUUCUUGAUAAUGAAGCCGAUGCAUUUUGGUGCUUUGAACGCCUAAUGAGGAGACUGAGAGGAAAUUUCAGAUGCACUGAGAGAUCUGUCGGGGUGGAAGCGCAGCUAAGUAAUCUAGCUUCAGUAACACAAGUUAUUGAUCCUAAACUUCAUCACCACUUAGAGACAUUAGGUGGAGGUGAUUACCUAUUUGCUAUUCGGAUGCUCAUGGUUUUGUUCCGUCGAGAAUUCUCGUUUGGCGAUUCAUUAUAUCUUUGGGAGAUGAUGUGGGCCCUGGAGUAUGAUCCCGACUUGUUUCUUAUGUACGAAGACCCUGACUCUGCUGAAAAAUCUGAAGGAUCGAACGGAAGAGCAAAAUCGACACGCCAGUGUGGGAAAUUUGAAAGAGAGAAUUUGAAAAAUGGAGGCAAAGGUGCUGAAGCUCCCCUCCCAAUUUCCGUUUUCCUAGUAGCUAGUGUUCUAAAAGACAAGAGCACAAAGUUGCUGACAGAAGCUAAAGGACUGGACGACGUUGUUAAGAUACUGAAUGACAUCGCCGGAAACCUGGACGCCAAAAAGGCUUGCACGGGUGCAAUGAAACUUCACAAGAAAUAUCUUAAAAAGGCGGCCAAUGGCAACAGGUAACGAAAAGAAAAGCCAACACAAGCGCGCUACGCAAUUCAUAAGCCAUGGAGCUCAUGUAAAAUAACAUUUCUGAUGGUACUUUCCCUGUUCUCUCCAAUGAGCUUAAUGUUGCAACAGUAUUGCUGCAGGGUAAGAAUGCUAUCGUGAUUUUUGAUAUACGGAUUUUUUGGCCAUGUUGAGGAAGAGUGACUGCUUUUGUAUACAUACUAUGGCUUGAUUUGUUAAGGGGCAAUGUAAAUUUCCAUUUGUCAUAAAGCUCCAAA
This is a messenger RNA of Lycium ferocissimum, 2242 nucleotides long. RefSeq lists its product as uncharacterized. NCBI's taxonomy places the organism in Eukaryota, Viridiplantae, Streptophyta, Magnoliopsida, Solanales, Solanaceae. The record is from RefSeq and is a predicted model, not a curated record. The coding region runs from base 663 to 1979 and encodes 438 amino acids. Gene Ontology annotation, biological process: activation of GTPase activity. Gene Ontology annotation, molecular function: GTPase activator activity. The transcript has 11 exons.